AUGCCUUCAGAUUUCUCAUGUUUGGGUCUCAAUAGUGGCUUCCAAAGUGAUCAGGUAGCUCAAUGUAAAACUGAACCAUUGUUUAUGAAUGAAUUCUUUGAAUUGUCUGUAGUACCUACUGUAACAUUAUUAGCUAAAAAGCCAUCGGGAGUAGCAGUGAGAAAGUCCUUCGGUCUUUCAAGUCUGCGAUUUUCCGCAAUUUUGGAUAUGCCAGAAUCUGACGACCAUAUAGUAGAAUCGUUACAAUUAUCUUCAGUGUAUGAUCAGGCAAUGCACCAUAAUAUGCUUGUUUAUUCAUAUGAAAGGAUGUUUGAUGGAUUGUACGGUGAAAUGUGCAGAAAUGAAAUGAUUGUAUGUUUUGGUGAACAAGCAGUCAUGAGUGCGAUGGUCAUAUUGUUGAUCCGGAGGCCAGAACUGUUGCAGUAUAUACCGCAUAUUCUCGAAUCGAGUAUUAUGCAAAAGACGAGGGAAGAUUCUAAUAUUCUUUUGAAUCUGGAAUCAGUAAAAUCGGCAAACGAGUCCAAGCAACAAAAGCAGACUACGAAAGAAGCCUUUGCUAGUGAAGUCAAGAACCAGUUAUCAUCGAAGCUAAAACCUUUAAUUUUUUCAUGUACUAGCUUAUCGGACAGUAUUUAUGGUGAUAUGAAUCCUACAGAAUUUUAUCUGUGCAUCAGAGGUAACACCGCAUUGUUACAAUGUCAGCGUGAUUUUUUGUACGACGCUGAAGCAAAGUACUGCAAAUUUCAGCCAAAAUUUAUCGAUGUACAAGAAUUCACACCUCAUGGUGCAUAUGCACAAGGAUGUACCGCCGAAUGUGUGGUAUGCAUUUCUGGCCUAGCAAUUUAUACCGCUGAUUGUAGCCUCUUAUUGAUUGAUUGUUCCGAUAAACCGAAUGGUCCUGUUUCAUCAGGAUGUUCAUCUAAUUUCCAGUACUGCACUGAUGGCAAACUUGAACAGUAUGCUUGUCCUGUGAACUUUAAAUUUGAUAAUGCAAUCCAGAAAUGUCUUCCAGAAUUGAGUCCUAUUCCAAUGUGGUUGGUUGUGGCAGAAGAACGAUGUGAAGACACGCAUUGA
Molecule: messenger RNA, 1074 nt
Organism: Acanthocheilonema viteae
Lineage: Eukaryota; Metazoa; Nematoda; Chromadorea; Rhabditida; Onchocercidae
Source: the annotation of a GenBank genome assembly